Motacilla alba alba is the source of this 1090-nucleotide messenger RNA. RefSeq lists its product as uncharacterized. The record is from RefSeq and is a predicted model, not a curated record. The transcript has 3 exons. The coding region runs from base 186 to 812 and encodes 208 amino acids. Lineage: Eukaryota; Metazoa; Chordata; Aves; Passeriformes; Motacillidae.
UGGCUGGUACCGUGGGGAUGGAGGGCAGUUAGUAAACGGACUGACAGACAGACAGGAGACAGACACACUUGGUAGGACACUGCGUGCAAUGGACAAACAGACAAGGCCAAUACUGAAAAUGAAAGCUAAAUAAAUGGGAAACAAACGGAAAGAGAGGAUGGGCAAAUGCAAGCCUCAACAGACAGAUGCAGGCAGUGAACCAGAUGAAUGUGCAGGGCAGACAGACAAGGCAAGGGAUGCAAGAGAUGGAGCAGGACAGGCAGAGGAGGGACGGUGGGACACGCAGGGACAGGGACAAGCCCCGGUGCAACUGGAAGGACAGCCGGAGGAGAGCCGGGGGCACAGAGGCUGCGGAGGGAUGGAGGGACAAGAGAGGGGAGUUGCAAGGCACAACCCGGGGAGAAUCUCGGGCACAGGGGCACAAGCAGGGAGGACGGGAAAGCGCCGGCAGGGCCAGAGCGAGACGAUGCGGGGCAGAGGGAAGAGCGAAUGAGGCGGAAGACAAGCGGCGCGGAGGGUCCGGAGUCCGGCGCGGAUGCGGUGGCGGCGCCCGGGGACCCCCACCGCGGGCAGGGCACCGCACGCUGCGCGACGCGGAGCGGAGAAGCGGCGCGAUCCCGGCGAUCCCAGGAGAAGCUGCACGGAUCCACUCGGAAAAUCUACCUUCAGGAAUGAAGACAACUCUCAAGACCUUCAUCUUUUUCACGGAGCCAGAUGGUGCUUUUCAAGGGCAGAUGCAGGACACACAAAUUUCAAGCAUGACAGCAAAGAAGUCCCUUCUGCUCGUUUCAUUUUGUAGAAGAAGAAAAUAAUAAAACUUCACAUCGAUCCCUGGACUGCACUCGAGUGAGGGCUGUUAGAUGUCACUAAUACAAGCAACUCAGGAGUGUGAAGAGGGUCAAGUGGAGGAUCAGCUCAUUACUGUGAUUUGAGAAUGGAGGGAGGGGACAAAUGCUAUUCUCAUCAUAAAUGUUUUCUUUUUUGUUCUAUACUGCAAAAGGAAAGACAUUCAAUGCUGUGCUUCAAAGUCACAUUGCAAUCCCGAUCUAAUUGUUCACGUUGAGUUUAAUAUAAACAAAGUCUAAUUGCA